Molecule: messenger RNA, 3318 nt
Organism: Paramecium sonneborni
Lineage: Eukaryota; Ciliophora; Oligohymenophorea; Peniculida; Parameciidae
Source: the annotation of a GenBank genome assembly
AUGUCUAAAAAAAAUAAUAAUCAAAAAAAAGAUAGUAAAAAUAAGUUAGAAUAAAAUGAAGAAGAAGAAUAAAUAGAAUCAGCUCCUAAUUUAGAUAAUAAAGAUGUAUAAUAAGAAUAAGAAAAUAUUGAAGAUAUAUGUAAAAAUUAAAUUAUAGAAAAUUAAAUACAUAACAAUGAAUAGAUUGUAGAACAAACCUAAUAAACUGAUUAAGAGAGUUAAAUACAAGAAUAACAUUUAAAUAGUUCUAAACAUGAAUAAGUUAACCCUUAAGUGGAAAUUUAAAAGACAAGUGAUGAAUAAACUAAAGAAGAAAUAAAUGAAAAUGAUUAAUUAUAAUAGUUUAACGAUGCUUAAUAAUAAAAAUAAUAAGAUUUAUUAACCGAUUAAUAAGAAUAAACAGGAAAAACAGAAUAAGAAAAUUAAUAAACCACAAAAGUUGAUUAAUUAGUAGAAGAAACUUAAAAGUAAAAAUAAGAGAAUAAGGAACCAUUGAUUAAUGGAACAUCUAAUUAAUAAGUUGAAAGUUUAAAAAAUGAGGAAUUUAAAUAAGAUAACAAAUACAUUAAAAAUGAAAUGAUUUGUUAACUUGAUGAACAAAAGUUUUAAAAUCAACCUUAAGUAGAGCCUGAAAAUCAAUAAGCAAUUGCUUGUUAAAAACCUAAGAUAUCAUUGAAGAAAUAAAAAAUUGAAGAUUCUGAUGUGACUGAAAAAUCAGAGAAGUAAGAUAAUAUUGUUUAAAUUUAAUAACAUGAAGUUGUUUUAAAUGCUUAAGGUCCUGUAAUAAUAGAGAAAACCAAUAAUUCAGUGAUGAUAGAAGGUGCUCCAUAAAUCUAAUUAAAGAAAUAAAAUGAUGAUGUUAUUUUGGAGAGUGUCUAAAAAUAAAAAAUGGAAAAAAAAGUUGAAUAAACAAAUAUUGAAAUUUAACCAAAAAUGCAUGUUGAAUUACACUAAUAGAUAGAAUUAUAAUAAUAACCUUAAAUGUAAUAAUAAGUAUUUGAAUAAAAAACUGAAACUUAGAGUUAGGUGUAGGUAGAAAUUCAAAAGAAUCUUAGUAAUAUCAUCACUAUUGAAAAGUCUUAAAUGUAAACAGAGAAAUAAAAUGAAAGUGUUUACUUAGAAGUUAUGCCAACUGUAUAAUUGGUUAAUCAUUAAGAAGUUUCAAUAGAGUAGCAUCCUGAAAUUAAUUUGGAAUCUUAAAAUUUAGAUACUUAAGUUGAAAAAUGUCCUCAAAUUGAAAUUCCAAAUACAUAAUAGACAACCACUCUUCUUGAACAUCCUAUAGUUAACUUGGAAGUCAAUCAAUUUAUUUAAUAAGUAAAUCCAAGUCCAGAUCCAUAAUCUGUACUUACUUAAUAAAUUCAUUCCAUUGAAUAACAACCAUAAUCAGUCAUUGAGUAAUAGGAAUAGUUCUCUUAUGCUAUUUAAGCACCAUAAACAGAAAUCUAACUUAAUUUUAAUUAAGCUACAUCAGAACCUUAAUAAAAAUUGGACGUAGAGGAUAAUCAAUAGUAAACUCAAAUAAUUUAAGAAGAAGAGAAAGUUCAUGUUAAAUAGUUGGAUGAAACGCAUAUCAUGAAUUAACCAUCUCAUGAAGUUACUAAUGUUGAAAAAAAAGGAGUUAUUGAAUAAAAACCUUAAUUAUAUACUGAAUAAAACACAAACCCUGUUCAAGUCAGUCAUAAUGAUAAUGUUUAAAUUGAAGGAUAUCAUGUAGAUUAAGUAAAUUAAUUAUAGAAAUAAUAAAAGUAAGUUCCUUUAUUUGCUGAAUCUCCAACUCAAUAAUUUAGAGAUUCAGAACCUCUACAACCUUAAAAUGAUGCUGAACAAUAAUUCUUAAAUAGAACUUAAUCAGAUAUUUAUCCAUCUUAAUCCAAGAUACUUCAAUAAGUNAUUGAAGAAAUAAAAAAUUGAAGAUUCUGAUGUGACUGAAAAAUCAGAGAAGUAAGAUAAUAUUGUUUAAAUUUAAUAACAUGAAGUUGUUUUAAAUGCUUAAGGUCCUGUAAUAAUAGAGAAAACCAAUAAUUCAGUGAUGAUAGAAGGUGCUCCAUAAAUCUAAUUAAAGAAAUAAAAUGAUGAUGUUAUUUUGGAGAGUGUCUAAAAAUAAAAAAUGGAAAAAAAAGUUGAAUAAACAAAUAUUGAAAUUUAACCAAAAAUGCAUGUUGAAUUACACUAAUAGAUAGAAUUAUAAUAAUAACCUUAAAUGUAAUAAUAAGUAUUUGAAUAAAAAACUGAAACUUAGAGUUAGGUGUAGGUAGAAAUUCAAAAGAAUCUUAGUAAUAUCAUCACUAUUGAAAAGUCUUAAAUGUAAACAGAGAAAUAAAAUGAAAGUGUUUACUUAGAAGUUAUGCCAACUGUAUAAUUGGUUAAUCAUUAAGAAGUUUCAAUAGAGUAGCAUCCUGAAAUUAAUUUGGAAUCUUAAAAUUUAGAUACUUAAGUUGAAAAAUGUCCUCAAAUUGAAAUUCCAAAUACAUAAUAGACAACCACUCUUCUUGAACAUCCUAUAGUUAACUUGGAAGUCAAUCAAUUUAUUUAAUAAGUAAAUCCAAGUCCAGAUCCAUAAUCUGUACUUACUUAAUAAAUUCAUUCCAUUGAAUAACAACCAUAAUCAGUCAUUGAGUAAUAGGAAUAGUUCUCUUAUGCUAUUUAAGCACCAUAAACAGAAAUCUAACUUAAUUUUAAUUAAGCUACAUCAGAACCUUAAUAAAAAUUGGACGUAGAGGAUAAUCAAUAGUAAACUCAAAUAAUUUAAGAAGAAGAGAAAGUUCAUGUUAAAUAGUUGGAUGAAACGCAUAUCAUGAAUUAACCAUCUCAUGAAGUUACUAAUGUUGAAAAAAAAGGAGUUAUUGAAUAAAAACCUUAAUUAUAUACUGAAUAAAACACAAACCCUGUUCAAGUCAGUCAUAAUGAUAAUGUUUAAAUUGAAGGAUAUCAUGUAGAUUAAGUAAAUUAAUUAUAGAAAUAAUAAAAGUAAGUUCCUUUAUUUGCUGAAUCUCCAACUCAAUAAUUUAGAGAUUCAGAACCUCUACAACCUUAAAAUGAUGCUGAACAAUAAUUCUUAAAUAGAACUUAAUCAGAUAUUUAUCCAUCUUAAUCCAAGAUACUUCAAUAAGUACCUCAAGAAGUUGGUGCAUUUGGUUUGUCUAUUGCUGCAGCUGCUGGAGCUUCUUAAUUUAUUAUGAAAAAUGGAGUUAAAUCAAAAGAAGGGAUAUUUGCAGCUCUAGCUGGUUCAGCAAUUUUAUAUGCUGGAUACAGAUUAUUCAAAUCUAAAAGCUAAUAAAAUUCAUAAAAAGAUUGAGGUAGAUUAAUAAAAUCUAG